This is a messenger RNA of Musa acuminata subsp. malaccensis (wild Malaysian banana), 1418 nucleotides long. RefSeq lists its product as uncharacterized. The record is from RefSeq and is a predicted model, not a curated record. Lineage: Eukaryota; Viridiplantae; Streptophyta; Magnoliopsida; Zingiberales; Musaceae.
CAUCGUCUGUGAACACACUCAUCCGCUUCUUCAUCUAAGCCGAUCUCUUUUCUCGUCUUCUCCUCCUCCGUCGGCUUCUCCUUCUCUCGCUUAUUUUCAUGGCGUCCGCCAUGGUCAACAGCGUUGCUCUCUCGCCGCCGCCGGAGGCGUUCCCCUGGCUCAGCCCUCGGAUCUCCUUCAGCCACGACGCCGCCGACAUGCCCCCCGUGGCCCCGCCGGAGGGUCACCCCGACGACUCCGCGGAGGACUUCGAGUUCUGCCUCCACGACGACCCCGUCGCUAUGCUCCCCGCCGACGAGCUCUUUUCCGGCGGUAAACUGGUGCCCCUGCAACUGGCGCCGCCGAAGCCGGCGGCGGAGGCGGAACCCACCUGUACCGCUGAGAUCGGCUUGCCGGAGCCCCCGGAGACGCGGCGGAAGGCGGAGAUCGCCGGUGUCGACCCCUACGCGUUCUCCCCCCGCGCGCCCAGAUGCACUGCUCGUUGGCGCGAGCUGCUCGGCCUCAAGAGGGCCCGGGGAGCGAAACCUGCUGGACGAGUCGCCGCCCCUGCCGCUACGGUCACCGCCACUUCCAAGAACACAAACCCUAGGUCGUCUCUCAAGCAUCUGCUCCACCGGCACCCCAAGCUCGCUUCCCUGGAUGCGUCGCUGAGCGUCCCCCUACUCGGUGACUCGGAACAUGAGUCCGCGGCGACGGCCUCCCGCCUCUCGCAGUCCUCGUCCUCGUCGUCCUCGUCCUCGUCCUCCUCCUUGGGUCCCGAUCACGAGGACCUCGCCAGGCUCUCGAUCGACUCCGACAAGCCCAGCCACGUCCCGCCCCGGGUCCGCCUCUUCCGGCCUAGCCCACCGGUGCCGGCGUCGUCGAGAGCAAGGGCGGGUCCGACCCGGCGGGCCGCCGAGUCGGCUGCGCCAACCCCGUCGCGAGGGGUGUCGGUGGAGAGCCCGCGGAUGAGCUCGUCGGGGAAGAUCGUCUUCCAGGGCCUGGAGCGGAGCUCGAGCAGCCCCGGUAGCUUCACCGGGGGGCCGAGGCCACGGCCCCGGGGGGUGGAGCGGUCGUACUCGGCCAACGUCCGGGUCGCCCCGGUCCUCAACGUCGUCCCCGUCUGCUCCCUCCGUGGUUCUGGCAAACCGGUGUCCGUCUUCGGGCUCGCCCAUCUCUUCACGCCGCAUCAUCAGACGAAGAAGGACCGCGACGGCUCGGCCUCGAACCGGGCCGAUUUGACGCGGUCGGCCCGGCGUCAGCGGCGUCUCGGGCAAGACCGACAGCCUUCCCCUAAAAUAAUUAUCGAGAAGUAGCAGUAAACGAAUAAUAACUCCAUUAACAGUCAUUUUUAAUCCAAAAUCCUCUGAUGUUGUUUUAAUUGCUUCCUCUGUCACCUGUAAAUAAUGGUAUUAUUUCUUUUUUUGUUCUAAUCCUCA